This is a messenger RNA of Panonychus citri (citrus red mite), 4359 nucleotides long. RefSeq names its product ceramide glucosyltransferase-like (gene GlcT). Gene Ontology annotation, biological process: glucosylceramide biosynthetic process. Gene Ontology annotation, cellular component: membrane. Lineage: Eukaryota; Metazoa; Arthropoda; Arachnida; Trombidiformes; Tetranychidae. The record is from RefSeq and is a predicted model, not a curated record. Gene Ontology annotation, molecular function: ceramide glucosyltransferase activity. Bases 668 to 1852 code for a protein of 394 amino acids. The transcript has 8 exons.
UCUCUUUCUCUCUUUUGGUUUUCUUCUUCUCUUUCCUCCUCUUGUGUCUACAAAUUGAAUAUGUUUAUAGAAAGAGAGCGAAAGAAGAUUGAAGAUUGUCUCUAAUUUCUCUUUCUUUUUUUCAUCUCUGAGAGAAAAAGAGAAAGAGAAAGGCGUUGCUCUUUCUCUCUCUUACCUUGGUGUUGGUUUUUCUUUUGCUUCUUUUCAUUCUCCAUUUGAAUGAUGAUUUCUUUCUGUCCUCUUGUGUUUCUUUUCUCUAUGAGAAUUGAAUUUUUUUCAUUCUUCUAAGAGAAAAGGAGAAAAAAGGAGAUAUUCUUUAUUUAGUUUAAUAAUUUACCCAUAAAUUGUAAUUUGUGUUGCAUGUUUUACUCUACAAUUUACACUUGUUUGGGACUUUCUCUUUUUUCAUCCACCAGAUCAAGGAAACAACAAAACAAGAGCUGAGAGAACAGUUUCAACUCAAUCUCUUUUUCUUUUUACUAUUUCCACCAACAACAAUUACCAUCAAUAAAUAGUAGUCAUAGAAAUUGUAUAUUUGAUUUAAUUGUGUCAUCACCAUCAUCAUCAUUCACUUAUUAGUUGAUCAAAAAAUAAGUCACCAUUCCCAAGUUAAAACGGCAAUUGUGUCGUCUGUGAUAAUAGAUAAUCAAAGGAUAGACACCAAAUAAUGGGUCUUCUUAUAUAUACUUUAUAUGGAUUUGCAAUUUUUUUCUUCUCCGGUUGGUUAUUUAUCUGGCUGGUACAUUUUAUGGCCAUUUUCAAUGGGAAAAUGAAACUUCAUAGGAAAACAAUUCUACCUACGGAGACUCCUCUACCUGGUGUAUCCAUAAUUAAACCUUUAGUGGGUAUUGACUCAAAUCUAUUCAUUAAUUUGGAGAGUUUUUUCCUUCUCAACUAUCCACAGUUUGAAUUACUUUUUUGCAUACACGAUGACAAGGAUGCUUCAAUUAUGUUUGUUAAACGAUUAAUUGAAAAAUAUCCCAAUGUAGAUGCUAAAAUAUUUAUUGGCGGCAACAAAGUGGGCAUUAAUCCUAAAAUUAACAACAUGAAACCAGGAUAUGAUGCAGCUAAAUAUGAUUUAAUACUCAUUUCCGAUAGUGGAAUAAGAAUGAAAGAAGAUACUUUACUUGAUAUGGUCACUUCCAUGAGAGAUGAUGUAGCCCUAGUUCAUCAAAUGCCAUUUACUUGUGAUAGAAAAGGUUUCGCGGCCACUCUAGAAAAGGUUUACUUUGGUACAGCUCAUGCUAGAAUUUAUUUAGCAACGGAUCUUGUGGGAGUUAAUUGUUGUACAGGAAUGUCAGCACUAAUGAGGAAACAUUUACUCGAUGAGGUUGGUGGCCUCGAGGCGUUUGCCCGUUACCUUGCUGAAGAUUUUUUCUUUGCCAAAUCACUUACCGAUAGAGGUUGGAAAGUAAGAAUAAGCUCACAACCAGCCUGGCAAAAUUCGGCUCCAUUAGCAGUUGAAUCUUUUCAAAAUAGAAUAGCAAGAUGGGCUAAGCUCAGGUUCGCCAUGGUUCCUAGUACCAUCAUUUUAGAGCCAAUAUCCGAAUGUGUAUUCCUGGGAAUUUUAGCUUCCUGGUCUUUAAAUUUUCUCUUCCAAUUUGAUCCAUUCGUGGUCUACCUGUUCCAUGCUCUUCUGUGGUUUCUUCUUGACUACGCACUAUUAUGUAUAAUUCAAAAUGGUUCAUUACCUUUCGCUAAAACAGAAUUUGUGAUCGCUUGGUGUUUUCGUGAGUUCACCGCAUCCAUUGUAUUUCUUAAAGCUCUUUGGGAUCCAGAGAUAAAAUGGAGGACGGGUACAUACAAAUUAAAGUGGGGAGGUGUUGCUGAAGAAGUGAAAACCAAGCUUUAACCACCGAGGAAAUUUAUCAAGUCCAGCAUUGGCGAUUUUUUAAUUUAAUUUAUCACCUUUCUCUCUCUCUCUCUCUCUCUUCUCCUUCUCUCCAACUCUCUUCAACUUGAACAUAAUACAACAAUGUUGUGUCUGUGAGAAUAUGAAAAUGAUUCUGGAAUCAAUUUUCAUUGGAAUGAAAUUGACACAAGAUCCACCAACACCAGAGGCAAAAAUUAGGAAAUAAUGAUAAAAAUAUGGAUCAAGAGAGGAUGACCUUUUAUUGACAAAGAAAAAGAAAACUAAUAGGAAAAAGUUUCCACUUUUUUUUCUAUUAAUAUUAUCACCAAGAUUGUUGAUAUAAUUAUUAUUUUCAACGGAACAUCUCAUCUUUAUUCAAUUGAAGCAACAACAAAAUUCAACCAAAAAGCAAAAGCAUCAUCACAAACCAUCAUCGCCAGGAGAUACAUCAUUUUUUUUUUCAAUGGUUUCAAGCUUCAUCUUUUUUAUCAAAGAUUCUGCUGAAACUUUUAUUACUCGCCAUUGUUUCUCACUUGUGGGUGGUUGUGCUCUCUCUCUCUCUCUCUCUUUCAUUACUUUGAAUAUUUAUACUGGUUUCUAUUUAAUAUUCAUCAUCUUUCAUCUUUCUGUUCUUCUGGUGUCUUAUCUUGGGCAUUUCUACUUCAUAAGCAUCUCUCCAUAGGAAGCGAGAAAAAAAAUGCUGAUAUUGUCAAUGAAAUACUUUACAUCUUCUUCUUGUAUACACCACCCUGGAUCUUUCUCCCUUCCUCCUCCGGGACGUCCAUGCGAGAUAAAUGAUGACAACAAGAAAAAGAUAAUGAUAUGGACUCUAAUACAUUAAGCUGUUGUUCAUUUUCUUCAAUCAAUCGAGAGACUUAUUUUACACUGUGGGAGACUUUUUCCUUUUAUUCACCUAUCAUCUUGACUUAAUCCUCUUCUGCUUCUAUGAUAACAUGCAAAAAAAACAAAAGUGCCUCAUUCCAUCUUCCACCGUGACUACGUAUUGAAUUUCUGUGAAUUUACCUGUUAACUGGCAGGAGAAAAAUAGAGAGCAUGGUUACUCUGAAAAGGAAAAAAUCGAGAUGAAAAUGAUUUCAACAUGAAUAAAGCAUUUUCCUUUUAUGGCCAACACUUGAUUCAAUUGAGAUUGGCUGCUAAAGAUAAUUAAUUUACACCGUUAAAGUUUAAUCAGCUGGAAAUUAUGUACAGAUAACCGAUUCCGGAACAGCCAUUUCCUUAAAGAUGAAGAAAUCACCAAGGUCACCAAUUUUUAUUUCCAAUGUCCUUCUAAUGCCCAAUGAGAGGAGUAUUAAAGGAUAAAUAUCUCUAAAUAGCUGAUAAAACACUAUGAAUGGUAGCACAAAGUAAGAGGGAAAAUAUUCAAAUCAACGUUUCUGGAUAUUAAAAGGAUUCUUAAUUUUACUUGAUCAUCAUAAUCAACAGUAGAAGGUACAACAACAACAACAACAACAGUUGCAUACAUAUGAAUAUGAAUGUAUGAAAACACCAUUAAGCAUGAAGUACUUUUCGUCAUAUUUGUUUUCCUUCACUUGAAGUGUGUUCGGAAAAUGAAACGGAAAAUUCAAGAGAUUGGAUUAAACAUGAAAUAUUCAUGAAUUAAGAAACCAUGAAUAUCUGUUAACCUGAUCAGAAGCAGAAACGUCUUCUUUAUGAACCAGUUACUAUAAAUCAAGAAGGAGCUAAAUUGUCAUCUAAAAACCAGCAAAGAAAAGUACACAUCAGUUCAGUGGACCCGUGAACAUGAUGACAACAACAACAAUUAAAGACGAUGAUUAAAACCCAUUUAUCUCAUGAAAACGAAAAAUACUUCAAACAUACACACACACACAAAACUUAAUAACUAUUAAAGUUGAUAACCUUUUGCUGUUCUCGCCGAUUUUUAUGAAAAAGUUGAAACCAAUCACAAAAAAUGAUAAUUAUUACAACACCAAGUAUCGUUAUCUGAUUAACUUAUCCAGUUGGAUGGACAAUUGAAAAUCGUAACUAGGUGUGUAUGUGUAUGAAUGUGUGUAAUCCCGUCUCUCGAUUAUAUCAAACUGACACCCGGAAGGCAGCAAAAGGGAUUAAUAAAAUAAAUGGUAAUCAUGUACAACUUUUAAUCCCUGAUGUAUAUUUUUAUGGUUAAUUACAAAGUCAUCAACUAGAAACAAGGUUAACACAAGAAACAAUCACCCACCAAUUGAACAACUUCCUGUUGUUUAUUUUUUAUCUUCCUUUUUCAUCUUAAUUGUAUCAAGGUGGACACCACCCAUGGAAAUGAUUAACCAUCAUCAUCGUCAUCAUCACAAUUAACUAAUUUCAAGUAUAUAUGAUAGUUGCGUAACAACAACAUCAACAUCAACUUUGAAAAAGUAAAAUUGAAUGGAUGGAUUUUAUUGAUUAACUUUUUUCUUUCGCCUACAAUUACAACAAAUCGUCAGCUUUGAUUAUUCACAACAACAAUUAAGACAAACACAAGAAGGAGAAACACAUACACACACACAAAA